AUGCACGACCGAGAAUUCAUUCUCAAGUUUCAAGAUAUAUCUCCAAUCGAAGAGGCAACCCAAGCCCUGAAGCCUCUUGUUGCGGCUCUGAAGAUGAAGCAGAUGAAAAUUGAAGAGGGAGAGGUGAUUGAUGGAACUUUGGUCAAGAUCAGUGAAGAUGACUUUGCUUUGGUGCUCAUAAUGCACCACAUCUGCACGGACCGAAGUAAUACACAAUCAUUCAUAACGCAGCUAUCCGCGAUUUAUGACACCUUCCAUCAGAGAGGGAACAUCAGCACAAUCCCGAGUCCCAAGUUGAACUACGGAGACUUCACCCUGUGGCAUAAUGACUUACUGUCAACCAGCUCCAUGAGUUCGGAAAUCGAAUUUUGGAAGAAUCAGCUAUCUGGAAUGCCUUCUAGCUGUGAGCUGCUACCCUUUGCCAAGUCGAAACGGCCUUCAUGGGAUGAUUAUGGCCGGGCAACCACCACGGCAGAGGUAAACCCAAGUCAACUCAAACGUAUGAAGCGGAUUUGCUUGCAAUCCAAAACAAGUCCCUUCCAGUUCCUUUUCGCCGCUUUCCGGGCAUUUCUAUACCGUUACACCGCAGACAAAGAUCUGACGAUCUUGAUGGUGGAUGGAAAUCGACCCCACGCGGACUUGAGCGACGUGCUGGGAUUCUUUGUCAACAUGACACCGAUUCGCUGCCAAACCACGUGUGAGAGCAGCUUCGAAGCUCUUUUGUUAUCUACGAGAGACCGUAUCUUAGAGUCCAUGUCCCACAGUACCGUGCCAUUUGACGUGAUUGUCACCCAAACCCAACAAGAACGAAGUACUGGUCACUUCCCAUUGGGCCAGGUUAUGAUCAAUUAUCAGCAACCCGAUGGCCAAGACGUUUAUCAGACUAAAGAUUUUGUAAUCCAGAAGACGGAAGCACAAGAUAUGGUUUCUGGUUGUGAAUUGAAUCUGCGAGCUCGAGAGGACCCGGAUAACGCCCUUCAACUGCAGCUGGAAUACUCCACCGCGUUGUAUGGAGACACCGACAUGCAAGUCUUUUUUGAGAACUUCGAGACUUUCCUCUCCAGCCUUAUUCAAGACCACCGACAGCCGAUCGAUGAAGUCAUCAUGUCCGGUCCCAAGGAGAUUGAACGACUGGCAAACAAAUUCUGGAAUGGCCAUUCAGGAUCUCAUUCUCGAGAGCAUCCGAGCCUAACUGGACAAAUCCUCCGUGUCGCAGAGAUGCAACCGAAUGCCAUUGCCAUUACGACGUCACAGAGCCAGACCAUUACUUAUGGUUGCCUGGUUGACUCCGCUCGUCGACUAGCCUUUUCGCUACAGAGUGCAGGUAUCGGGCCCAGGCAACGCAUUGGAAUCCUCGCAACCCCGGGUAUUGACAUGGUGACGGCCAUGCUGGGAGUCUUGUUCAACCGAUGUGGCUAUGUUCCAAUGGAUCCCACCAUGGCUGUUGGACGCUUAGCAUUCAUCACUGACGAUUCCGGCAUGGAUUUACUGCUCUUCGAUGAGGCGUGCAGCGACUUAGCAUAUAAUAUUCGAUCCCAGGCUCAAGGUCAUUACGAUACUAUGAGCGUCAAGAAAGCCACUAGCUCGCAAUGGCCGGCAGACCUUCAUCAGUCUUUGCCUGGUGAUCCUUUCUAUAUGAUGUAUACUUCGGGUAGUACUGGUACACCCAAGGGUGUUCCACUUUCCCAACAAAAUGUUCACGAAAUGCUGGCAGCGAUGCAGGAACAGUUCAAAUUCUGCCCCGACGACCGGUUUCUGCACCAGAUUUCACCUUCUUUCGACCUUUCUGUGGUGGAGCUUUGGUCAUCGCUGGCCAUCGGUGCUAAGCUUUGCAUUGCCAGCAUGGGAAUACGGCAUGAUCCUGUGCUUCUCGGCGAAUAUAUGCGCCAGGAGUCUGUAACCGUCACGUACUUUACCCCAACUCAAUUUGCUCUGGUGAUAGAGCACAACGGUGCUGCCUUGACGGCAUGUCCGGACUAUCGCAUUGCGUUGCUGUGUGGAGAGCGAUUGCCCUCACGCCUCGCAGAUGCAUUCUACCGAUUAGGAUGCCCGGCGGCUCUGUAUAAUGCCUGGGGCCCAACUGAGGCAGUAGUCCAGACUACUCUCCAUCCGGUCCGCUGGCCCGAGGAUGAUGUUAUCAACAUUCCUAUUGGCAAAGCCCUUGGAAAUUGCCGACAUUAUAUCGUGGAUGGGUGCAUAAAUCCCCUACCAGCGGGGUUCGUCGGAGAAAUCUGCAUUGGAGGCCCCCAGGUAGCGACCGGGUACUGGAAUCGUCUCGAGGUCAAUCGUAAGCAGUUCGUGGAUAACUCAUUUGCCUCCGCGCACGACAAGGACUGUGGAUGGACGACUCUCUUCCGAACAGGAGACUUAGGCCGUUUCCUGCCCAAUGGAAACCUAGAGUUCCUGGGUCGCAUUUCUGGUGACAAACAAAUCAAAUUGCGUGGAUAUCGAAUUGAUCUUGGUGAGAUUGAACAUGUCCUGCACCGGUCUGUAUCACCGGAUGAGGCCCAAGGCGUUGUCGAUCUUGCAGUCGUGGCCUAUUCAACGGGCGAUGACUCAAGCUCACUGACAGACGACCGUUGGCUUGUCGCCUUCAUUGUUCCCAAGCAGCCUAUGGCCACUAUGGCUGACAAGACCAAAUUCGCCACGCUUCUGUACUCACGCGCCAAGUCUUCACUCAGUCAUUACAUGCUUCCCAACGUGUAUCAAUUUAUUGAAAAACUACCAACCACCGCCAGUGGCAAGACAGAUCGACGAGCCCUUCUCGGACUUGACAUGGAUUUCAUUCGUCCAGAUUUGGAUGGCACAGCCUCGAUUAAUUCAAGCCAGAAGUCCUCUUUGCAUGAUAGCCAAGCGCCGGCUGAGCAGGUUAGUGAAAGCACUAUCAAGACGGUCAAUCAAGUCUGGCAAGAAGUGCUCAAGCUGGACACCCCCGUACAAUCGACGGCCAAUUUCUUUGAAACGGGGGGCUCGAGCAUUCUUCUUCUCCGUCUCCAAUCCAAGCUUCGAGCAGCAAUGAAUGUCUCUCUCAGCUUGCAGGACAUGAUUCGGGGACCAACGCCAAUCCAACUAGCCAACCUGCUGCAUGGAAGGGUUCUUGGAUCCACUACCUCCCAAGAAGAAAAUACAGAUCACGUCGACUGGAUCAUGGAGACUACCCUGCCCAACCAUACUCGUUAUUAUCCUUCGGCUUCCGGGGUAAAGUCAGCUAUGACUGAUAUACUCUUAACUGGCGCAGACACAUUCCAGGGGAUUCAUCUGUUGGCCCAUCUCCUUGUUCAGCAUCCUGGUGUGAUCAUCCACGUCUUGGGCACGCAUUCCCCCCUCGACCACGCCCGCAUAUUUACGUUGCUAUUGGAGAGCAAAUUGAUCAACGAAACGCUAACGGGUGAGCAAAUUCUCACUCGUGUUCGGGUAAUCCCUGGAUUCUUGGGUCAAGAAUCCAAUUUUGGGCUCUCGCCUUCUGAGUUUGAGAAUCUUGGAAGGUCGAUAUCGACCAUCUAUCAUCUUGCCUCAGAGGUCUCCUUGCUCAAAACCUUCCACGACCUAAGACACAUUAACACUACCUCCAUUCUUUCCCUCGUUGAGCUGUCUCAUUUUGGAGGGAGCGACAUCCACUACCUGUCGACCUGGAGUGUUCCCCACCUCCAAUCCUGGUCUGACACUCAAAGCUCCCUUCCCUCCAUGAAUAUUCUGGAAGACAACGCAGGUCACUUUACUCCCCAGCCCACAAGCCAGCAUGGCUACUUCAAGUCUCGCUGGGCAGCUGAAAUGCUUCUCACACGAGCCGCAGAUCGAGGCUUCCCGGUCACCAUCUACCGGGCCUCCAGCAGCACCGGCAACACUAGCACGGGCGUCGCGUCCUCUCAAAGUGAUUUCGUCCGAGGCCUGAUCCUGGAUAUGAUUCGCCACAACGUCAUUCCAAAGGCCGGAACAACGGAUCAUCCUUUUGUAGUCGAUUUCGUUCCCGUGAACUACCUCGUCGACGUUCUCAUCCGGCUUUCGAUGCGACGGAGGAAUGCUCAGGAGGCCUUUUCCUCAACUGCAGACCUUCAAAUUUUCCACAUCACCAACCCUAGGCCCCUACCUCUGAAGCAACUUCCAGCUCUGACAGGGCUCAUUCGUGGCGAUGACAAUCCAGAUCAGAUCGGGCAACAUGUCAGUGUGGAUGACUGGCUUGCACACUCAACUCAAGGCAAUGCUGGUGAGGACGAGCAAUUACGCCGAGAGGUUUUGGGUGAUUACUUCCGGCAAGGUCAUAAUAUGUUUGCGUUGGAUCGAAGCUGCACUGAUGCUGCACUGGCCGGUGUGGAAGAUUUGACGAUUUGCCCGUCGGUAGAUGAGACAUAUCUACGGGCCUUGUGGAGGGAGUGA
This is a messenger RNA of Penicillium pulvis, 4374 nucleotides long. RefSeq names its product non-ribosomal peptide synthetase family protein. The transcript has 2 exons. The record is from RefSeq and is a predicted model, not a curated record. Bases 1 to 4374 code for a protein of 1457 amino acids. Gene Ontology annotation, molecular function: phosphopantetheine binding; catalytic activity. Gene Ontology annotation, biological process: secondary metabolite biosynthetic process; amino acid activation for nonribosomal peptide biosynthetic process. NCBI's taxonomy places the organism in Eukaryota, Fungi, Ascomycota, Eurotiomycetes, Eurotiales, Aspergillaceae. Gene Ontology annotation, cellular component: cytoplasm.